Odobenus rosmarus divergens (Pacific walrus) is the source of this 7581-nucleotide messenger RNA. RefSeq names its product myosin XVIIIA (gene MYO18A). The transcript is spliced from 42 exons. Gene Ontology annotation, biological process: DNA metabolic process. NCBI's taxonomy places the organism in Eukaryota, Metazoa, Chordata, Mammalia, Carnivora, Odobenidae. Gene Ontology annotation, cellular component: myosin complex. The record is from RefSeq and is a predicted model, not a curated record. The coding region runs from base 175 to 6339 and encodes 2054 amino acids. Gene Ontology annotation, molecular function: cytoskeletal motor activity; DNA binding; ATP binding.
CUGCGCCGCGCUGCGCUCCAGCCCGGACCGGGCCGGGGCCGCUGGAUGCCGCGUCUCCGCUUCUGCUGCCUGCCGGGCGGGCUCCGGCGGCCGCAGCGAGGCGGGGUACGAGGGCCCUGUGCUAAGCACCCGUGAUCCUCCGGGGGUGCCCCCCCACAAAGGCAGGACCCCACCAUGUUUAACCUAAUGAAGAAAGAUAAGGACAAAGAUGGUGGGCGGAAGGAGAAGAAGGAGAAGAAGGAGAAGAAGGAGCGAAUGUCGGCGGCGGAGCUGCGGAGCCUGGAGGAGAUGAGCCUGCGUCGCGGCUUCUUCAAUCUGAACCGCUCCUCCAAGCGUGAGUCCAAGACACGCCUGGAAAUCUCCAACCCCAUCCCCAUCAAGGUGGCCAGUGGCUCCGACCUGCACCUGACCGACAUCGACUCCGACAGCAACAGGGGCAGUGUCAUCCUGGACUCGGGCCACCUGAGCACCGCCAGCUCCAGCGAUGACCUCAAGGGCGAGGAAGGCAGCUUCCGCGGCUCUGUGCUGCAGCGGGCAGCCAAGUUCGGCUCCCUGGCCAAGCAGAACUCACAGAUGAUUGUCAAACGCUUCUCCUUCUCCCAGCGGAGCCGGGAUGAGAGCGCCUCAGAAACCUCCACCCCCUCCGAGCACUCUGCGGCGCCAUCCCCGCAGGUGGAGGUGAGGACUCUUGAGGGACAGCUGGUGCAGCAUCCUGGCUCAGGCCUCCCUCGGCCAGGGCCCCGCUCCCGAGUCCCUGAGCUGGUGACUAAAAGGUUCCCGGCUGACCUGCGCUUGCCCCCCGUGGUGCCCUUGCCGCCGCCCGCCCUCCGGGAGCUGGAGCUGCAGCGGAGGCCCACUGGAGACUUCGGCUUCUCCCUGCGCCGCACGACCAUGCUGGAUCGGGGCCCCGAGGGCCAGGUCUACCGGAGGGUGGUUCACUUCGCUGAGCCCGGCGCGGGCACCAAGGACGUGGCCCUGGGGUUGGUGCCAGGUGACCGUCUGGUGGAGAUUAACAGGCACAACGUGGAGAGCAAGUCCAGGGAUGAGAUCGUGGAGAUGAUCCGGCAGUCUGGGGACAGCGUGCGGCUCAAGGUGCAACCCAUUCCAGAGCUCAGCGAGCUGAGCCGGAGCUGGUUGCGGAGUGGCGACGGACCCCGCAGGGAGCCAGCCGAUGUGAAGACAGAAGAGCAGAUUGCAGUGGAAGAGACCUGGUAUGAGACAGAGAAGGUGUGGCUGGUCCAUAAGGAUGGCUUCUCGCUGGGCAGUCAGCUCAAAUCUGAGGAGCUCAGCUUGCCGGAAGGGAAGGUGCGCGUGAAGCUAGACCACGAUGGCGCCAUCUUGGACGUGGAGGAAGAUGAUGUGGAGAAGGCUAACGCUCCCUCCUGCGACCGUCUAGAAGAUCUGGCUUCGCUGGUGUACCUCAAUGAAUCCAGCGUCCUCCACACACUGCGCCAGCGCUAUGGCGCGAGCCUGCUGCACACGUACGCUGGCCCCAGCCUGCUCGUCCUCAGCCCCCGUGGGGCCCCCGCCGUGUACUCCGAGAAGGUGAUGCACAUGUUCAAGGGGUGUCGGCGGGAGGACAUGGCACCCCACAUCUACGCCGUGGCCCAGACCGCAUACAGGGCAAUGCUGAUGAGCCGCCAGGACCAGUCUGUCAUCCUCCUGGGCAGCAGCGGCAGCGGGAAGACCACCAGCUGCCAGCACCUGGUGCAGUACCUGGCCACCAUCGCGGGCACCAGCGGGAACAAGGUGUUUUCCGUGGAGAAGUGGCAGGCUCUGUACAGCCUUCUGGAAGCCUUUGGGAACAGCCCCACCAUCAUGAACGGCAACGCCACCCGCUUCUCCCAGAUCCUCUCCCUGGACUUCGACCAAGCUGGCCAGGUGGCCUCGGCCUCCAUCCAGACAAUGCUUCUGGAGAAGCUGCGUGUGGCUCGACGCCCAGCUGGUGAGGCCACGUUCAAUGUCUUCUACUACCUGCUGGCCUGUGGGGAUGGCACCCUCAGGACAGAGCUCCACUUGAACCACUUGGCAGAGAACAAUGUGUUUGGGAUUGUGCCACUGGCCAAGCCUGAGGAGAAGCAGAAGGCGGCUCAGCAGUUCAGUAAGCUGCAGACCGCCAUGAAGGUGUUGGGCAUCUCCGCAGAUGAACAGAAAGCCUGCUGGCUCAUCCUGGCUGCCAUCUACCACCUGGGGGCUGCAGGUGCCACCAAAGAAGCUGCUGAAGCUGGGCGCAAGCAGUUUGCCCGCCACGAGUGGGCCCAGAAGGCCGCAUACCUGUUGGGCUGCAGCCUGGAGGAGCUAUCCUCAGCCAUCUUCAAGCACCAACACAAGGGCGGCACGCUGCAGCGCUCCACCUCCUUCCGCCAGGGCCCCGAGGAGAGCGGCCUGGGAGACGGCACAGGCCCCAAACUGAGUGCACUGGAGUGCUUAGAAGGCAUGGCGUCCGGCCUCUACAGUGAGCUCUUCACCCUUCUUGUCUCCCUGGUGAACAGGGCUCUCAAGUCCAGCCAGCACUCACUCUGCUCUAUGAUGAUUGUGGACACUCCGGGCUUCCAGAACCCUGAGCAGGGUGGGUCGGCCCGCGGGGCCUCCUUUGAGGAGCUGUGCCACAACUACGCCCAGGACCGGCUGCAGAGACUCUUCCACCAACGCACCUUCGUGCAGGAGUUAGAAAGAUACAAGGAGGAGAACAUUGAGCUGGCAUUUGACGACUUGGAGCCAGCCGUGGAUGAUUCUGUGGCAGCUGUGGACCAAGCCUCCCAUCAGUCCCUGGUCCGCUCACUGGCACGCACCGACGAGGCGAGGGGCCUGCUCUGGCUAUUGGAAGAGGAGGCGCUGGUGCCCGGGGCCACAGAGGACGCCCUCCUGGAGCGCCUUUUCUCCUACUAUGGCCCCCGGGAAGGUGACAAGAAAGGCCAAAGCCCCCUCCUGCGCAGCAGCAAACCACAUCAUUUUCUCCUGGGCCACAGCCAUGGCACCAACUGGGUUGAGUACAAUGUGGCUGGCUGGCUGAGCUACACCAAACAGAACCCGGCCACCCAGAACGCCCCCCGGCUCCUGCAGGACUCCCAGAAGAAAAUCAUCAGCAGCCUGUUUCUGGGCCGGGCAGGCAGCGCCACGGUGCUAUCAGGCUCCAUCGCAGGCUUGGAGGGCGGCUCACAGCUGGCGCUGCGCCGGGCCACCAGCAUGCGGAAGACCUUCACGACAGGCAUGGCGGCUGUCAAGAAGAAGUCACUGUGCAUCCAGAUUAAGCUGCAGGUGGACGCCCUCAUUGACACUGUCAAGAAAUCAAAGCUGCACUUCGUGCACUGCUUCCUGCCUGUAGCAGAGGGCUGGGCCGGGGAGCCCCGUUCCGCGUCCUCCCGCCGAGUCAGCAGCAGCAGCGAGCUGGACCUGCCCUCCGGAGACCACUGUGAGGCUGGGCUCCUGCAGCUGGACGUGCCCCUGCUGCGCGCCCAGCUCCGGGGCUCCCGCCUGCUGGACGCCAUGCGCAUGUACCGCCAAGGUUACCCUGACCACAUGGUGUUUUCCGAGUUCCGCCGCCGCUUCGACGUCCUGGCCCCACACCUGACCAAGAAACAUGGGCGCAACUACAUCGUGGUGGAUGAGAGGCGGGCGGUGGAAGAGCUGCUGGAGUCCUUGGACCUGGAGAAGAGCAGCUGUUGCCUGGGCCUGAGCCGGGUGUUCUUCCGGGCCGGCACAUUGGCUCGGCUGGAGGAGCAGCGGGAUGAGCAAACCAGCAGGAACCUAACCCUGUUCCAGGCGGCCUGCAGGGGCUACCUGGCCCGCCAGCACUUCAAGAAGAAAAAGAUCCAGGACCUGGCCAUUCGCUGUGUGCAGAAGAACAUCAAGAAGAACAAAGGGGUGAAGGACUGGGCCUGGUGGAAACUCUUUACCACCGUGCGGCCCCUCAUCGAGGUACAGCUGUCCGAGGAGCAGAUCCGGAACAAAGACGAGGAGAUCCAGCAGCUGCGGAACAAGCUUGAGAAGGUGGAGAAGGAGCGGAACGAGCUUCGGCUCAACAAUGACCGGCUGGAGACCCGGAUCUCGGAGCUGACAUCGGAGCUGACUGACGAACGUAACACGGGAGAGUCCGCCUCCCAGCUGCUGGACGCGGAGGCCGCCGAGAGGCUCCGAGCCGAAAAGGAGAUGAAGGAGCUGCAGACCCAGUACGAUGCGCUGAAGAAGCAGAUGGAGAUGAUGGAGAUGGAGGUGAUGGAGGCCCGCCUCAUCCGGGCAGCUGAGAUCAACGGGGAGGUGGAUGAUGAUGACACAGGCGGCGAGUGGCGCCUGAAGUACGAGCGAGCCAUGCGCGAGGUGGACUUCACCAAGAAGCGCCUCCAGCAGGAGUUCGAGGACAAGCUGGAGGUGGAGCAGCAGAGCAAGAGGCAACUGGAGAGGCGGCUCGGGGACCUGCAGGCAGACAGUGAUGAGAGCCAGCGGGUUCUGCAGCAGCUGAAGAAGAAGUGCCAACGGCUGACGGGCGAGCUGCAGGACACCAAGCUGCACCUGGAGGGCCAGCAGGUCCGCAACCACGAGCUGGAGAAGAAGCAGAGGAGGUUCGACAGCGAGCUUUCCCAGGCGCAUGAGGAGGCCCAGCGGGAGAAGCUACAGCGGGAAAAGCUGCAGCGGGAGAAGGACACGCUCCUCGCCGAGGCUUUCAGCCUCAAGCAGCAACUGGAGGAAAAAGACAUGGACAUUGCUGGAUUCACCCAGAAGGUUGUCUCCCUGGAGGCUGAGCUCCAGGACAUUUCUUCCCAAGAGUCAAAGGAUGAGGCCUCUCUGGCCAAGGUCAAGAAACAGCUCCGGGACCUGGAGGCCAAAGUCAAGGAUCAGGAAGAGGAGCUGGAUGAGCAGGCGGGGACCAUCCAGAUGCUGGAGCAGGCCAAGCUACGUCUAGAGAUGGAGAUGGAGCGGAUGAGACAGACCCAUUCCAAAGAGGUGGAAAGUCGGGAUGAAGAGGUGGAGGAGGCCCGGCAGUCAUGUCAGAAGAAGUUGAAACAAAUGGAAGUGCAGCUUGAGGAGGAGUACGAAGAUAAGCAGAAGGUGCUGCGAGAGAAGCGGGAACUGGAGGGCAAGCUCGCCACGCUGAGUGACCAGGUGAGCCAGCGGGACCUGGAGUCCGAGAAGCGGCUCCGGAAGGACCUGAAGCGCACCAAGGCCCUGCUGGCCGACGCUCAGAUCAUGCUGGACCACCUGAAGAACAAUGCACCCAGCAAGAGGGAGAUCGCCCAGCUAAAGAACCAGCUGGAGGAGUCCGAGUUCACCUGUGCCGCAGCCGUGAAAGCUCGGAAGGCAAUGGAGGUGGAGAUUGAAGACUUGCACCUGCAGAUUGAAGACAUCGCCAAAGCCAAGACAGCGCUGGAGGAGCAGCUGAGCCGCCUUCAGCGUGAGAAGAACGAGAUCCAGAGCCGCCUGGAAGAGGAUCAGGAGGACAUGAACGAGCUGAUGAAAAAGCACAAGGCGGCCGUGGCUCAGGCCUCGCGAGACUUAGCGCAGAUGAACGAUCUCCAGGCUCAGCUAGAAGAAGCCAACAAGGAGAAGCAAGAGCUGCAGGAGAAGCUCCAAGCCCUCCAGAGCCAAGUGGAGUUCCUGGAACAGUCCAUGGUGGACAAGUCCCUGGUGAGCAGGCAGGAAGCGAAGAUCCGAGAGCUGGAGACCCGCCUGGAGUUCGAAAGGACCCAAGUGAAGAGGCUGGAGAGCCUGGCCAGCCGGCUCAAGGAGAACAUGGAGAAGCUGACCGAGGAGCGGGAUCAGCGCACCGCAGCUGAGAACCGGGAGAAGGAACAGAACAAGAGAUUGCAGCGGCAGCUCCGGGACACCAAGGAGGAGAUGGGCGAGCUCGCCAGGAAGGAGGCCGAGGCGAGCCGCAAGAAGCAUGAACUGGAGAUGGAUCUGGAGAGCCUAGAGGCUGCUAACCAGAGCCUGCAGGCUGAUCUCAAACUGGCAUUCAAGCGCAUUGGGGACCUGCAGGCUGCCAUCGAGGACGAGAUGGAGAGCGACGAGAAUGAGGACCUCAUCACCAGUUUGCAGGACAUGGUGACAAAGUAUCAGAAAAGAAAGAAUAAACCCGAGGGGGAUUCCGAUGUGGACUCCGAGCUGGAGGACCGGGUCGACGGGGUCAAGUCAUGGUUGUCGAAAAACAAGGGGCCUUCCAAGGCAGCUUCCGAUGAUGGCAGCUUGAAGAGUUCCAGCCCUACCAGCUACUGGAAGUCCCUUGCCCCUGACCGGUCAGAUGAUGAGCACGACCCUUUGGACAGCACCUCCAGGCCGCAAUACUCCCAUAACUAUCUGAGUGACAGCGACACAGAGGCCAAACCGACCGAGACCAACGCAUAGCCCAGAGGAGUGGUCUGUACCUCUUGCACCCACCGGCCACUGCGGCCACGGCGCCUCUCCCAGGAAAUGGCGGGGCACAGGUCUCCCCCACCUGACUGCUGAUCUGCAUGGGAAACACCCGGCCCCCUUGGGUCUGGGGGGCUUUCCAAGCUGUGGGUGUCUGACGUCUCCACGUGGAAGAGGUGGGGGGAGGGAGUUUCUGAAAAGAGAACUUUUUGCUCCUUCUGCCUCCAAAAUGCCACACUCAGUGGGCAGUGGCAGGUGGCUUGGCACUGCAUGGAGCCAGCAAGCUGACCUCCAUCUCAGCCCCCUGCUCAGGGACGGUGGGCAGAUUGCCUGCUGGGACACUCUAGGUUGCUGGGUCCGUGGGGAGGAGUCGGGGGCAGGAACAGCCCUUCCUCCCCACCCUGGCUUGGGGCGAGGGCUUUCUCUUCUCAGUGCCUGCUGUCUUUUUACUUUUAAUUUAAAUACCCAACCUCUCCAUCACAGCUGCAUCCCUAAGAGUGGGAGGGGGCUGUGGCGGCAGCUGGGGUUUGCGGGAAUGACUAGGGGAAUCUCAUCUCCAACUUCACUCGAGAGGAGUCCUUUCUCUGCGCAGCUGGAGAGACCGGUGAGCGGAGCUGGGGCCAGAUUCUUCAGUCAGCCUGGGGAGGGGCUCUCAGGUGCUUCUGGGUAUGGGUCGAGCCAGCCUACACAGACAGGGGUGCGUAUGUACCACCCGGCACUUUGGCCCCCACCCCUCUCUGUCUCAUCAGUGUGUUAAGUGCAAUGACCUAUUUAAGACUAAACCCAUUCCACCUACACCAGUUCGGGGCCUAUCCAAGCACUGCCUCCCUGCUGCUCUGUCCAGGUUGCCUGGACUAUAGGCCCAACUGGAGAGGGAAGGCCGCGGGUUGAGGGCUUGUGAUCAGAAAAACUGAAGGUGGGGGUUUGGGUCAGUACUGAUGCAUAUUAGACACAAGCCCUCACCCGUGUCCUGAGCCGGAGUCAUUUUUCUUCUUCCAGUUGCCCUGCCCCCACACACUUACCCUAGACAUGACAACGUGUGGCCCGACAGUCCCAGCCCCCACCCUAAAGCUCAUCCCACCAACGCCACCAGACUUGGGGGCCCGAGGGCAGUGCCUGGUGCCAUUCCCAUCCGCUGUCCCCCCCAUGCCCCCCACAAUUGGUUUGUAUUCAUUGGGCUGUGCUCUCUCUUCCCUGUUUACCUGAUGUAUGGAAAUAAAUGUCCUUUUCCUCCUG